UAUUCUAGUACGUCGCCGCGGCGUUACAUUCGGCGUCGCCACGCCUUUCUGUCCUCCUCCUUUUGGAUCAGCGUUUGAGACCUAAGGUUUCGGUUUUUAGAGGAGCUGCGCGCGUUGCACUGAUUCUACAGCCAUGGCCGAGAAUACCGGCUUGGAAAAUCAUCGUAUCAAGAGCUUCAAAAACAAGGGACGAGAUGUCGAGACGAUGAGAAGACACAGAAAUGAAGUAACAAUUGAACUCAGAAAGAACAAAAGAGAUGAGCACUUACUGAAAAAAAGAAAUGUACCGCAAGAAGAAAGUUUAGAAGACUCUGAUGCUGAUGCAGAUUUCAAGGCGCAAAAUGUAACCUUGGAUGCAAUUUUGCAGAAUGCAACAAGUGAUAACCCUGUGAUUCAACUGAGUGCUGUUCAGGCUGCGAGAAAGCUACUUUCAAGUGACAGAAAUCCACCAAUAGAUGACUUAAUAAAAUCUGGAAUUUUGCCCAUCUUAGUAAAAUGCCUUGAGCGAGAUGAUAACCCAUCAUUACAGUUUGAAGCUGCCUGGGCAUUGACAAAUAUUGCUUCUGGUACUUCUGCCCAGACUCAAGCAGUGGUGAAAUCAAAUGCUGUACCACUUUUCUUGAGAUUGCUUCAUUCGCCUCACCAGAAUGUUUGUGAACAAGCUGUUUGGGCUCUUGGAAAUAUCAUUGGGGAUGGUCCUCAGUGUAGAGACUAUGUUAUCUCACUGGGAGUCGUCAAACCUCUUCUGUUGUUCAUCAGCCCUUCCAUUCCCAUCACUUUUCUCCGGAACGUCACAUGGGUUAUUGUCAACCUCUGCAGGAAUAAGGACCCCCCCCCACCUAUGGAGACAGUGCAGGAGAUUUUACCUGCUUUGUGUGUUCUUAUUUAUCACACAGACAUCAAUAUUCUUGUGGACACCGUAUGGGCAUUGUCCUAUUUAACAGAUGGAGGGAAUGAACAGAUACAGAUGGUGAUUGAUUCUGGGGUAGUUCAAUUUUUAGUUCCCCUCCUGAGCCACCAAGAGGUUAAAGUUCAGACUGCAGCAUUAAGGGCGGUUGGUAACAUUGUGACUGGUACAGAUGAGCAAACCCAAGUUGUACUAAAUUGUGAUGUGCUUUCUCACUUUCCUAAUUUAUUAACACACCCAAAAGAGAAGAUUAAUAAGGAAGCGGUAUGGUUUCUUUCAAAUAUUACAGCUGGAAACCAGCAGCAAGUUCAGGCUGUCAUUGAUGCUGGUCUCAUUCCCAUGAUCAUACACCAGCUUGCAAAGGGCGAUUUUGGAACACAGAAAGAAGCAGCAUGGGCAAUCAGUAAUUUAACAAUAAGUGGAAGAAAAGAUCAGGUUGAAUACCUUGUACAGCAGAAUGUCAUCCCACCUUUCUGUAACCUACUGGCUGUCAAAGAUUCACAAGUAGUUCAAGUAGUACUGGAUGGACUGAAGAACAUUUUAAUAAUGGCUGGUGAUGAAGCUAGUACGAUAGCUGAGAUAAUAGAAGAGUGUGGAGGUUUGGAGAAAAUCGAAAACUUGCAGCAGCAUGAAAAUGAAGAUAUCUACAAAUUAGCCUUUGAAAUUAUUGACCAGUACUUCUCUGGAGAUGAUAUUGAUGAAGAUCCUAGCCUCAUUCCUGAACCAGCUCAGGGAGGAACAUUCAACUUUGACCCAACUUCAAAUCUACAAACCAAGGAAUUUAAAUUUUAAGAAGUAUAUUACAGCUGCUCUGCUACAUGUGUCAACUCUGAAAUGCCACACACAUUUUAUUAACCACAACAUGUGCUGAAGUUUUGAAGACUUGUGUUAAUCUUCAGCUAGUGCUUCUAAAUCUAAAACAGAAUUUAACUAAGAACAAAAAAAAAAAACUAAAGUCUAAUAUCAGUCCAUCUGCACUUGCCAAAUGAGCUAUUACAGAAGCCAGAGGAUCCAUGUGCAUGAAUUGACAAAUUCAUUUUAUAUUCCAUCAUAUCAGUGCAGAAGAAAAUCCUGAUGUGCUUUUUUUAUGCUUUUUCACCCCGAUAUCAUGUGCUGUUCAUUUACAGUAAUCCCUUUAUAAGUAAGUGUUCAUGUUGACAUUUUAGAUGCUAUGUGAUGAAAAGACACAAGUUUUUGGAAGUACUGAAACACUUAGUUUUGUAGAAGUUGGAAGAGACUGAACCUUUUUGUUAUCACCACAACCACGUUUAUUGAUUGUACAACAGCAGAAGUUAAAAAUCAAAAUAAGGAAAGAAUGACAAUAUGAACAAACAUCAGAAUAAUAUGUGAACCUGCAUCAUUGCAGACAUUAGAAGGAUAAAAUGUGUAGAAUUCAUUUUUUGUUACGGUGAAAUCCACCUUUACAAAUGGAUGUUUCUGCUAGUGUACAAUGUUUUCAGGAAAGAUUUCCCCCUGAAAACUUUUGCCCAAGUAAAACACCACCACCAUUUCAGCCUGUGAUUCGGCUAUAUUUCUUAAGGUAAUCCACAUGGGAUUUUCUGAAUUGGAUUUUCUAAACUGAAAGCAAUUGUCCUCUUAUAUUUAGCGAAAAUGUUUUGUCCAUCUAUAAGAAUCUUGCUUUUUAGCACUUUGCUUUUAUAUCCAUUUUAGGUUUGUUAUUAGUAUAUAAAGUAUAUUUUAAUUUUGCUGAAAUUGCAAGUAGCAAUGAUGGUUGAAUUUCACUGAGUUUAUUCUGUGGAGCUUCCAAGUUUGCAGUAAUUAAGUCUUGCACAAGUUUGUAAAAAUUGCAGUCAGUGCUUCUCUCUCUCCGUAAACAUCACAAACGAGGGUGAAAAUCAUAUGAUUCUUAAUGUUGGCAAUACAAUAUAUAGGUUUCUCUGUAGGUUACAUGCUAAAAGUCAAUUUAACUGUUCAAACAUUAUAUUGUUUAAAUUAAGGCUUAUGUAAAAGCUGCAGUGGCUGCUACCUGUACAUCAAGUUCAUUGUGCAGGAUAACAUUGUACUUAUUGUUAAAGUUAACAGGGAAUUCUGUUUUAAUGUGUGUAUCUUGUUAAGAUGAUACCCUUAUUGGAAAAAAGUUUUGUUGCUAUUGUGAAUGGAGAUAAAAUGUGUUUUCUUUUUCUCCCCAGUGCAUUUCUUGUAAAGGGAUAAACAGUUGCAUUUACUAAUGUAGUUAUGUUUUGGCUGCUACUACUACAAAGAUGUUCGGAUAAGACUGCAGUCAGAGCUUUCUGGAUUAGCUGUUUAUAAGUUGAUGAAAACUGAAAAACUAUGGCAGAUGUUCAUUCUUGAAUUAUCUAUCAGUUUAGACCGAGCCACUUUAAAGAGUAGAAGUUACCUUGUAUCAGACACUGAUACAAGUUUAUGUAGAUUGCAAGAUUUUACUUGCGCAAGAAACAUGUUUUAAUGUGACAUAUAUACCAUUUUGGCCUCUGAUUAUUUAUAUCUUUUUUAUAAAUUUUAGAUUCUGUUUCUCUUUAAGGUGGCUCAUUAUAUUUUUUUCCCUUUUCAACUCUUGUGCAUAUUAAAGGCAAGUUGAAAUUUG
Molecule: messenger RNA, 3473 nt
Organism: Polypterus senegalus (gray bichir)
Lineage: Eukaryota; Metazoa; Chordata; Cladistia; Polypteriformes; Polypteridae
Gene: kpna3
Product: karyopherin alpha 3 (importin alpha 4)
Exons: 17
Coding region: 134-1699 (521 amino acids)
Biological process (GO): NLS-bearing protein import into nucleus
Cellular component (GO): cytoplasm; nucleus; nucleoplasm
Molecular function (GO): nuclear import signal receptor activity; protein binding
Source: RefSeq, a predicted model, not a curated record